Messenger RNA from Anopheles stephensi (Asian malaria mosquito), 4429 nucleotides. It is a transcript of the gene drosha, whose product is annotated as ribonuclease 3. Gene Ontology annotation, molecular function: ribonuclease III activity; double-stranded RNA binding. The record is from RefSeq and is a predicted model, not a curated record. Gene Ontology annotation, cellular component: nucleus. Gene Ontology annotation, biological process: rRNA processing; pre-miRNA processing; regulation of gene expression. NCBI's taxonomy places the organism in Eukaryota, Metazoa, Arthropoda, Insecta, Diptera, Culicidae.
CGAGACCACCGCCACUACCGACCGUUCCGUACUAUCCGCCAGAUCGUUCCCGAGAAGAGCCAUUCCAGCAGCUCGUCAUAUCACUCCUCCUCCGCACAGCACCAUCCGUACAAACGCCAUACACAGCACAAACCGGGUGGACCACAAUACUCUUCGUCGCAGGGAAGGCGCUACGAAUCAUCGUCAAAUGCUGGGGCAUCCCAUUCCGGUGGUUCCUAUAAACAUCCUUCCUCGCAUGCUUCGUAUGCUUCUACGGGGAGUUCAAAACCCGCAUACUCCCGCCCAUCGGCAUCGAGAUAUUCGUCGAGCGGAAGGUCGCAUUCCGUACCCACAAGUACGGACCGGUUGGGACGAUCCCGCACGGAUCGGUCUGCUUCGUGCAGGCGUGAUUCGGACAAACCUUCAUCCUCCGACCGGAACAGUUCUCGUCAUUCACGGUUCAAAGUGGAUACCGAGCGCGCUGAAAUCCUCUCUAAAUGGUGCCGCAAUUAUUGCGAAACAUCUGAAGACAUCGCACGCAAGCUGGCCGAAAUGUCAAAUGAUGAGGAUCGCACCGUGUGGGUACGCUCCUCGCCAGCCGAACUGUACUACAAACGCGUAUCGGAAAAGGUGGUCGAAUCGACGGCCAGACUCGACACACUGUGCACGCUGUUCGAAGGUGAGCUUAUCCAGCGUGCGGAACGGAUUCGUGCCACUCAGACCCCGUACAAUCCACCACCUCGCAAGCGCAAGAUGAAGAUGUGCCGUCACAGGCAUGAUAAGUGUUCGUCCUCUUCGGAAUCGUCCGACGACGAGAUGGAGUUUGAGGACGAGUGCAGUAUGGAGGAACUGACGGCAAAGAUAAAGCAUCCGUUGCGAUUGCACGUCGACCUGUGGUACAACGAUCCGGGCGAGAUGAACGAUGGGCCUUUGUGCCGGUGUUCGGCACGCUCGCGACGGACGGGCAUCCGGCACGGGAAGUAUCCGGGCGAGGAAGGUUUCCCGAAGUGUGUGCCAAACUCGAACAAUGCGGAUAAGCUGUAUCAUUAUCGCAUAACGAUCUCUCCGCCAACGAAUUUCCUCACCAAAACGCCCACGAUCAUCAAGCACGAUCAGCACGAGUUUUUGUUUGAAGGAUUCUCGCUCCUAGCGCACGAACCGAUCGGUGAGCUACCGACGUGUAAGGUCAUCCGUUUCAACAUCGAAUACACGAUCCUCUACAUCGAAGAGCAAAUGCCAGAAAACUUCACCAUUCGUGAACUAACCCUGUUCGACCGGUAUCUCUUCCGUGAGCUGCUGGAACUCGUCGACUUUACCGUACAACCAUCCGGGUCGGGCGAAGAAAGCUCUUGCCCAUGUUAUCACUUCCUGCCACGCUUUGUGCGCGAUCUCCCCGAUAACGGAAAGGAAGUGCUAGCGAUGAGUGAAGUGCUGCGCUAUCUGUUGGACAAUUCGGGCCCGCUAGUACCACCGGACAUGCUGAAAGAGAUGAUGGACAUGAGCCAGAACGAGUGGCAAGACUACGUGGACUACGUGAAGGGAAUGGUUGUGACGAAUCCGGGCAUGAAACCUUGCUCCGUAAGGGUUGAUCAGUUGGACCGGAACGUGGGCGACGUACCGGAAGCAACUGCAAUCGAUGAGCACGGUCUGGUGCAUCCCGUAAUCGUCCACUUUGGCAUACGGCCACCGCAGCUAAGCUACGCAGGAAAUCCCGAGUACCAGAAGGCUUGGCGCGAAUACAUAAAGUUCCGCCACUUGAUCGCAAACAUGUCGAAACCUUCGUUCGAGGACAAGCGCAAGCUGGAGGCGAAGGAGAACCGCCUGCUGGAGAUGCGCAUGCAGGGCCGGAUGAAGCGAAACAUUACGAUCGCGGUCAGUGCGAAAGCUUUCCACCGGACGGGCAUUAUGUGCGACAUGGUGCAGCACGCCAUGCUGAUACCGGUGCUGACCGGCCAUCUUCGGUUCCAUCGGUCGUUGAACGUGCUCGAACGGUAUAUUGGGUACACGUUUGCGAACCGGUACACACUUCAGCUCGCACUCACACAUCCCUCGUACAAGGAGAACUUCGGGACGAAUCCGGAUCACGCCCGGAACAGUCUUACGAACUGUGGCAUCCGGCAGCCGGAGUACGGUGACCGGAAGAUUCACUACAUGAACACACGCAAGCGAGGCAUUAACACACUCAUCAGCAUUAUGUCCCGGUUCGGGAAGGAGCACGAAACGGACAGUAAUAUCACGCACAACGAGCGGCUGGAGUUUCUCGGCGAUGCGGUGGUCGAGUUCAUUACCUCCAUUCAUCUGUUUCACAUGUUCCCCGACCUAGAGGAAGGUGGAUUGGCCACCUACCGUGCCGCUAUCGUUCAGAAUCAACAUCUGGCCGUACUGGCGAAGAAGCUGCACCUGGAAGAGUUUAUGCUGUACGCGCACGGGUCGGAUUUGUGUCACGAGCUGGAACUGCGCCACGCGUUGGCCAACUGUUUCGAAGCGCUAAUGGGAGCGUUACUCCUGGAUGGAGGCAUUGAGGUUGCGGACCGUGUGUUUGCCUACGCUCUCUUCCAGGAGGACGAUUCGUUGCGUAAGAUUUGGGUAAACUAUCCCGCACAUCCGCUCCAGGAACAGGAACCGCUCGGCGAUCGGAACCACAUUGAUUCGUUCGAGAUGCUCAAAACACUGACACGCUUUGAAGACUCGAUUGGAGUGCAGUUCAAUCACAUCCGGCUGCUAGCGAGAGCGUUCACCGAUCGUUCGAUCGGCUUCACAAACCUUACGCUCGGCUCCAACCAGCGUCUCGAGUUUCUGGGCGAUACGGUGCUGCAGCUGAUCUGCUCCGAGUAUCUGUAUCGCCAUUUCCCCGAGCAUCACGAGGGACAUCUUUCGCUGCUGAGAAGCUCGCUGGUGAACAAUCGAACGCAGGCGGUCGUUUGUGACGAUCUCGGCAUGACGCAGUACGCCGUCUACUCCAACCCGAAAGCUGACCUCAAAACGAAGGAUCGAGCCGAUUUGCUGGAAGCCUUCCUCGGUGCACUGUACGUCGACAAAGGGCUCGAGUAUUGCGAGAUGUUCUGUCACGUGUGCUUGUUCCCGCGGCUGCAGGACUUUAUCAUGAACCAGGACUGGAACGAUCCGAAGUCGAAGCUGCAGCAGUGCUGCCUUACGCUGCGCACGAUGGACGGCGGCGAACCGGACAUUCCCGUGUACAAGGUGAUCGAAUGUACGGGCCCGACGAACACGCGCGUUUACUCCGUGGCGGUGUACUUCCGUGGCAAGCGGUUGGCGUGCGCGGACGGGCACAGCAUCCAGCAGGCGGAGAUGAACGCAGCGAAGCAAGCGUUGGAAAAUUCGAAAGAUCUUUUCCCUCAGCUCGAUCAUCAGCGGCGUGUGAUUGCGCAAAGUCUCAAGCGUCAGAAGGUACCACGGACGGCCGGUGGCGGCCAGCACGGUGGUCGAGGUACGGGCGGUUCUGCUGCUGGUGGAACAGCCGGGGUGGUGAAUGGUGAACAGGAAGGAGCCGGCGGAGAGGACGAGCUGGAAGAGGACGACAUGAGGCAGAGCGGCUCCGGCGAUCAGCAGUCGGAAGGAGCGGCAGCCAAGCGCACUCGGGAGGAGAAGAAUGCGUCGGUGUUUCUGCCGGAAUCGGCCCGUCUUCCGAAGCAGUAUCAGAUAAAUCGACGGUCGCGUUCAAAUAGCGAGAGUAGCAAUAGUAGCGACAGUAGUGAUAGUAGUAGAGAUGGUGGCAGAAAACAGCUCGUUGUGGAUGAUGUCGUGGCAAGUGACAUUAGCUCCGAUACUGAGGGCUCGAUGGAUUUUAACACGACGGGUGAUAAUGAAGAGAUGGUAGUGGACAAACCAGUGGAGCCGGUGGAACCAGCUGCGCAGAAGAAGCAGAUGAAAGCAGCAGGAGAAGCAACGCAACAACCCGAAAUCAAGCCGGAACCGCUGGACGAAUGCGGCUAUAGUUCCGUGUCGGACGAUGAAGACUUUGGUCUGGACGACAUUUCCGAGGGUGAGGAACAGUUUCCAGCUGACGGGGCAGAUGAUAUUAGCAGGGAAGUGCAGGAAGAAAUUAGUGAGCCCAGUGUUGAAAAUACUCUGCUGCCAGCGGAAGAGAUUAAGGUAGAACAGUUGGAUCCGCCGGAAGAGGAGGACGCCAUAAGUGGCGCCACUGCUGAUGCUGCUCCUGCCACUACUGCCUACGUUAGUUUGCUGCAGGAGUACCAGAUCAAGGUGGAGGGAACGGAUGAGCUAUCGUCCGAUCUGGAGGCAGGCGAAAUUGAUGAAAGUAUGGAACAGUAGGUUAGGAGCUACUGCUAUGCUCACACAUUGCAUUAAGAAUUGAUGUAAGUCAACAUUACCCAGUGCUAGGAAAGUAAUAAAAAAGUUAAUCGAAAACAGGCCCGGUCUCCACACGACAGGACCGGAGUUCAAAUCCCAUCCGGACCGUCACUCUCAA